AAUGUUUACGUCGCUCUUCGAUUUCUACACGACAUGAUGCGGAUGUUUGCGCAAACAAACGAUCAAUCAAGUCUCCACCUAACGCAAGACGUCAUCAGGCUAUGUGCACUAGUGACCGUUUGGAUAGCCGUCACAACAUGUCUUCCUAGCAACGCAGCCGUUCUACUAGUAGUCAAGUGUAGCAGGCUUGCAAGCCUUCCAAUCGGAACCAGUACGGUACCGUUCUUAGCCGGAGAGUCCGUCAAAUUCUUGUGCAGGACACUGUCGGGUGGUGUCGUCCGAGAGAGCGUAAAAUGGUCGAUGAACGGAAGAGAACUGAGUGAGGCCGAGUGUCCAACGCAUUCGAGCCGGGACUGCACUCGUCUAGGAUCGUUCGGUGACGAGAUGCUGUUGACAGAUCUGAGGUCUGAGGAUUCGGGAAAGAUCCGCUGCUAUACAAAUCAUAGUGUAUCCUCACCGCUCACAAUUUCUGUAAUAGAUUCUAAUAGUAAUAGUUCCGCACCUUAUAUUUGGAAUCGUGGGAAUCAAACGGCUGUGGUCGGAUCCAGCGUGACUAUCGUCUUCUUGACAACAAACGUGGAUGGUUUUCUGUUCUGGAAGAACCAUCGUGACGUCAUUCAGACUGGAAUGGGGUCGAGAUACGACAACACCAUGAAUGGAUAUCUUACAAUACGUGAUGUCGUGAAAGAGGACGAGGGAUGGAUUACACUGCAGGCGAUGAAUACAACAACGAGGCAGGAAGUGACGGCUUCUCUGUACCUAAAGGUGGUACCAGGUCCUUCGACUUCUCACAUAUCAACUCCCACUGCUUACCAAGAUACUACAAUCUCGACGGCUUAUACUACUAAAAUUGUUCAAACGACAUUCCGCCAGGCUACACCAACUAACAAAUCACUCAUAAAUGAUACUACAUCCUCUACCAAACAAAGUGCUGAAACUCCAACAUUUGUGGCUAACAAUGAUGGAAAUGACAUAGACAAAUACAUCGGCAGUGGCGUCGGAGUAUUGUUUGUCGUUGUCGUUGUCGUUGUUGUAUACUUCAUAACGAAAAGACAAAAUCAGCGCAGACGCGGUGUCAGUGAUAGCGACGACACACCCGACGUAACGUCAUCAACAGACUCCCCACAGCCUGCCGACGUGCCUCUGGAUCUUGUAGAAGUAACGCAGCGUUUAAUCAACAUAGAGCAAGGAGUGGAGAAAAGCAAAGAUCUGGGCGAGAAAACUUUGAGCCAAGUGAAAGUAAACGGUGAUUUGCUACACGAAAGCAGAGUUGCUCAUGCUGAAGACACUAACGAAGAAAAAUUCUCACAGAUUGCAGGUGAACUGGAACCUUGACCACUUCCCAAUUGUCUACACUGAGAGAAACGAUGAAAGUUUGUAUAGAAAUAGUCACUGAGACAAAUGUGCGUAUACCUAGUAAGCUGAAUGCACACUGUAAAUAGCAGCUGCAUUUCUUGGUAAAGUAUACUUCUAUACU
Corticium candelabrum is the source of this 1477-nucleotide messenger RNA. RefSeq lists its product as uncharacterized. Bases 34 to 1335 code for a protein of 433 amino acids. The transcript is spliced from 6 exons. The record is from RefSeq and is a predicted model, not a curated record. Lineage: Eukaryota; Metazoa; Porifera; Homoscleromorpha; Homosclerophorida; Plakinidae.